AUGGCUUCAUCCUUCCUCUGCCUCCUCUUCAUCAGCCUCAGCACAGCAGAUGGAUUCAUGGAGUAUUAUGUGUAUCACUGUGUGUUUAACUCCACUGAUCCGAAGGACAUCCAGUUCAUCGACUCUUACUAUUACAACAUGAUGGAGGUCGUCAGGUUUGACAGCAAUGUGGGAGAGUAUGUUGGAUACACUCAGCUGGGAGUGAAGAACGCAGCAGAAUGGAACAAAGAUCCAGGACGGCUGGCUGCACGGAGAGCUGAGAAGGAGAGGUACUGCCAUAACAACAUUGGUCUUGACUACAGCAACGCUCUGUCUAAAUCAGCUACGCCCUACGUCAGACUUCACUCCAGUACGCCUCCUUCUGGUAUCCAUCAAGCCAUGUUGGUCUGCAGUGUCUAUGACUUCUACCCCAAAAACAUCAAAGUGAGCUGGCUGAGAGAUGGACAGGAAGUCAGCGCUGAUGUCACUUCCACUGAGGAGAUGGCAGAUGGUGAUUGGUACUACCAGACCCACUCACACCUGGAGUACACACCCAGGUCUGGGGAGAAGAUCUCCUGUAAGGUGGAGCACGCCAGCCUGGAGAAACCUCUGAUCACUGACUGGGAUCCCUCCUCGUCCAUGCCUGAGUCAGAGAGGAACAAGCUCGCCAUCGGAGCCUCAGGACUGAUCCUGGGUCUGAUCUUAUCUCUGGCUGGUUUCAUCUACUACAAGAGGAAGGCCCGAGGUCGUAUCCUGGUUCCCACUAACUGAGCCUGGGUCCUG
Maylandia zebra (zebra mbuna) is the source of this 762-nucleotide messenger RNA. Its product is annotated as H-2 class II histocompatibility antigen, E-S beta chain. The record is from RefSeq and is a predicted model, not a curated record. NCBI's taxonomy places the organism in Eukaryota, Metazoa, Chordata, Actinopteri, Cichliformes, Cichlidae. Gene Ontology annotation, cellular component: MHC class II protein complex; membrane. Gene Ontology annotation, biological process: immune response; antigen processing and presentation.